This is a messenger RNA of Penicillium argentinense, 1047 nucleotides long. RefSeq names its product mitochondrial 54S ribosomal protein mL67. The transcript has 2 exons. Gene Ontology annotation, molecular function: single-stranded DNA binding; structural constituent of ribosome; DNA strand exchange activity. Bases 1 to 1047 code for a protein of 348 amino acids. The record is from RefSeq and is a predicted model, not a curated record. Gene Ontology annotation, cellular component: mitochondrial large ribosomal subunit; nucleus. Lineage: Eukaryota; Fungi; Ascomycota; Eurotiomycetes; Eurotiales; Aspergillaceae. Gene Ontology annotation, biological process: DNA recombination; positive regulation of mitochondrial DNA replication.
AUGGCCUCCUCUAGCACGGCCUCGAGACCGAUCCAGAAGUUCCUGGACUCAACCAAAGUCGCGGCCUUGUCGAAAUUUGUCCGCAGGCCACCAGUCGAUCCAAAACAGCCUAUACAAGGAAAGCCCCGAGAGGCCAACUCGAAUGCAUUCAAGGAACACGCCAAGAGGGAAGGUGUGCGGUUGCAGAAGGCCUUGAAUUCGGUCGCUCACGGCAAGCACAUCUUUGCCUACCAUAAUGUUCGGACGAAACAGGUCGUGUAUUCCCUGACUCGGUAUUUGGAGAAAAACAACCUCCUGCGCCAAAUGGUUUACCACGGGAAGAAGACCGUGCCCGCUGAUUUCCGCCGAGACAUGUGGGUGCCGUACUAUUCCGUCCACUUCGGCGACUCGCGCCUCGGCCUGCGCGCGUACCAGCUGCUUCGCGAAUUCUCGAUGCAGCGCCAGCUUGCCCCGCCCGAGGAGCUUAUCACUGUGACAGAAGAUUUCCUGGCACUGAAGCGGCCGCGCGACCCAGUGGCUGCGGAGGAAUUCGACAAGAUGAACAAGAAGCGAAUUGGCAAGCCCAUGGAGAAGAAGGAACGUGCGCGCGCCCUCAUGGACCAAAAGGCCACCUCCGUGGCGGAUAUUGCUGCAGUUCUGGCUAUUCAGGAGAAGGAGAUCGAAAACGGUUUCCUGGAUCGAUCAUCCAAGCGUGGAUAUUUGACUCGUAAAGCUCGUCAACGCCGCCGUGAGGCUUUCCAGCGCCAAAUUGCCCAGGCGGAGUCAAAUGAAGAGCGCAUUGCCGCGCUUGAGAAGCACCUGAGUGAUAUCUCCGGCGAUGAGAUCAAGAUUGGCGAGGUUGACGGCGAAUAUCCCGAGGGCGCGGAGGAUGUGAAGAUCCUCUGGCGGGACGUGCAUGAUGCCUUCUAUGCUGCGGAGUGGCCCUCUGCUGUGCAGCACGGCGAGCUGGAGCUCAAGCGCAGCGCCAUCAUUGGCACCGAGAACCGCGGUGAGGGCUCAGAAGGAAUCAUUACUGAGCACCAAUUCAACGAGAGAGUGCAGCAGUGA